UUGGAAAUUGUCAGGCUUAUUGUGUUCAAAAAUUCACGCUCAGAAUUCGCUCUACAUCGGCAUAUCUCCAACUUACCCUAUAUCAUUCUCACACACCCUACACAUUACGGAUGGUUUUCUUCCCUCGUUAUCUGCUCGCGCGUCUGUUAGCCCUAUGCGUUAUUCUACAUGUCGCUGUCGCCAUUCCUGUGGUCCACACUUCUGCAGGGAUUUUAGAACGACGCAAGCCCACAAAGGCUACACUUGACGAGUUUCGAAUGCUACAAAUCCGAGUUAUAGCUUUCGACGAGAACACGGAAAAGGUUGUUAGCGUAAACCCUAAUCUGCUUCGGGAAGAUCAUGACAAAUCGUGGCUUUGUAUUGGUUCCAAGUGUUUUCAUCUUAAAGCAUCGCCAUCAGGAUUGGAACCAGAAGAGAGGAUAAUGAAUGAGAAAGACCUGGGCCCAGGUCUUCCGAUCGGUGUCGUCUCCUUUUUGUCCCGAAGCCAGAGGGAUGAGAUAUUGAAAUCCUUUGGCACAAAGGUUAUCAAGGCGAAAGAGAACAACUUGUCGUACAUCCAGGAAGUGAUUGCGGAUUUGACCGCUAGCUGGAAAGAAGGGAUGACACUUGGGAUAGACAAUAGGCCUCCGUAUACUACCCACGAUUCUAAUUAUGUAAUCCUCAAUUUGCGGACAGUUCAUGUAUGUACA
Molecule: messenger RNA, 689 nt
Organism: Lentinula edodes (shiitake mushroom)
Lineage: Eukaryota; Fungi; Basidiomycota; Agaricomycetes; Agaricales; Omphalotaceae
Exons: 4
Source: RefSeq, a predicted model, not a curated record